This is a messenger RNA of Procambarus clarkii (red swamp crayfish), 1248 nucleotides long. The record is from RefSeq and is a predicted model, not a curated record. NCBI's taxonomy places the organism in Eukaryota, Metazoa, Arthropoda, Malacostraca, Decapoda, Cambaridae.
AUGGACUUAGUGGCUCAUGUUGAAAGAGAUCGUCAAAGAGUACCGGGGUGUGGAGGGUCCCAGAUGGAGGCCAGGUUUGACAGCGACGAGAAGUUGAUCAGCGCCUGUCGAACUGAGAUUGGUGAAUGGUUCUUAAUGUGGUUUAACAUUAAGAAUAUUAUUCCUUACUACAUCGAUUGCGUCAUUGACGGCAUGAAAUUACAAUAUGACAAUGUGACGCGCACUACCAGAAAUGACCCAGGCGUGGAGACCAGAAUCCCUGGUUUUGGAAACACAUCAACAGUGGAGUGGCUAAGCAAAGACCAUCUUUACGUCCUGAGUUACUUCCACGAUAUAGUCAGCAGUCUCAUUCCCCUUGGCUACGAGCGGGGUGUUUCCGUCAGGGGAGCUCCUUAUGAUUUCCGCAAGGCCCCAAACGAGAUGGGUGAGUAUUUCUGGGACCUGGAGCAACUGAUCGAGACGACAUACGCGAGCACGGAGCAGAAGGUGGUGCUGGUGGCCCACAGCAUGGGGGCGCCCUUGAUCCACUACUUCCUCAACCACAAGUCUCAACACUGGAAGUACAAGCACAUUGAAGCGCUGGUCACCCUCGCUGGUACUUGGGGGCGCUCUGUCAAGGCCGUGAAUGUAUAUGCUACAGGAGACAACUUGGGAAUACCUUUCCUAAGCUCCAAGACAGCUAGGAGAGAACAGGUGACCUUAGCAAGCUUGGCGUUCCUCCUGCCCUCACCUGAGCUCUGGGGCCCUGACGAGGUCCUCAUCCAGACUCCUGACAAUAAUUUCACAACCUCAAACUUCAAGGAGAUGUUUGAGGCAAUGGAAUUACCAGAUGCGUAUGAAAUGUACCUGGACACGAAGGGGUUGCUGCACAACGCGCCUGCUCCAGGAGUGGAGAUUCAUUGCAUACACGGUGAAGGAAUCCCUACAGUGGAAAAGAUGGUUUACCACGCCGAUAGAUUCCCGGAUUAUCCCCACAUCGUCUUUGGUGACGGGGACGGCACUGUCAACGCUCGCAGUAUGCGCCACUGUCUUAAAUGGGUGAAUGAGCAGGAGCAGAAAAUUUAUCACGUGCCGAUGCCUAACAUAGACCACAUGGAUAUCAUCAAGGUAGAACCCAGUCUCGGUUACCUCGUCAAUUUACUCAGCACCAUCACAAGAAGAAAUGAGCAACGAGCUGGCGAGAAAAUGGAGAAUUUUAUCCAAAGUGAGAAGAGAAAGGAGAGAAUUCUUAAUUUAAUUCUCGUUUAG